AGAGCCCCCAAAGCAGCCAAUCCAAGUUCAAAGUUCCCAGUCCACAGGUCAAAGUAUCCGACAUUAACUAGUAUUAAAAGUUCUUCAAACUGUUCAUUUCACUCAUUAGAAAUCAGAACUCAGAAAAUCGGACAACAAGAAAGAGAGAAGCAGAAGAACUAUUAUUCCAUUUCCAUGGAGAAAAUUAGUAACCCAACGGUCGACAAGAGAAGCGGUUUCUGCAAAUCCAAUUCCAUCUUCUACAGCAAACGCACGCCGGUUGCGCUCCCACAGAACCAAUCCGUGGACAUCGCCACAUUCAUAUCCUCCCGGGCCCACAAUGGCAAGAUUGCUUUCGUUGACGCCGCCACCGGCCGCCACCUCACUUUCCCCCAGCUCUGGAGAGCCGUCUAUUCCGUCGCCACGUGUCUCUCCACUGACAUGGGGAUCCGAAAGGGUGACGUCAUCCUCCUCCUCUCACCAAACUCCAUCGUCUUCCCCGUUGUCUGCCUCGCCGUGAUGUCCCUCGGCGCCGUCAUAACCACCACCAACCCCCUCAACACCUCCCGAGAAAUCGCCAAGCAAAUCGCCGAUUCCAAACCCGUCCUCGCCUUCACCACUCUCCAACUCAUCCCCAAAAUCGUCGGGUCAAAUCUCCCAAUCGUCCUCAUCGACGACGACGUCGGAAAACAGAGCUUGUCGAAUAAAAACCUCAGAAUAGUCUUCUCUUUGGGGGAAAUGAUGAAAAAGGAGCCGAGCGCGAAGCGAGUCGGGUACCGAGUCGACCAGGACGACACGGCCACUUUGCUUUACUCCUCCGGCACGACCGGAGAGAGCAAAGGAGUGGUUUCCUCUCACCGGAAUCUGAUCGCCAUGGUUCAGACAAUUCUCGGCCGUUUCGGCGCCGAUGAAGGAGAGCAGACCUUCAUCUGCACAGUCCCGAUGUUCCACAUCUACGGCUUGGCGGCCUUCGCGAUGGGGCUUCUCUCGUCGGGAUCGACGAUCGUGGUGCUCUCGAAGUUCGAGAUCCACGACAUGCUGUCGGCGAUAGAGAAGUACAGGGCGACGUACCUCCCGCUGGUGCCGCCGAUUCUGAUGGCGCUGCUUAACAGCGCGGAGAAGAUAAAGGCGAAGUACGAUCUGAGGACGCUGCACUCGGUACUCUCCGGCGGGGCGCCGCUGAGUAAGGAGGUGACGGAGGGGUUCGUGGAGAAGUUUCCGUCGGUGAAGAUUCUUCAGGGCUACGGCUUGACGGAGUCGACGGGGAUUGGAGCCUCGACGGACUCGCUCGAGGAGAGCCGGAGGUACGGCACGGCGGGGCUGCUGUCUCCGAGCAUGGAGGCCAAGAUCGUUGACCCGGAGACAGGAGAGGCUUUGCCAGUGAACCGGACUGGUGAGCUUUGGCUCAGGGGUCCCACAAUCAUGAAAGGUUAUUUCAGUAAUGAAGAAGCGACUUCAUCAACUCUUCACUCGGAGGGAUGGUUAAGAACGGGUGACCUCUGCUACAUUGAUGAUGAUGGAUUCCUUUUUGUGGUUGAUAGGCUAAAAGAGCUGAUCAAAUACAAGGGUUAUCAGGUGCCCCCGGCAGAACUUGAGGCCUUAUUACUUUCUCAUCCAGAAAUUUCUGACUCUGCUGUUAUACCAUAUCCUGAUAAGGAGGUGGGACAGUAUCCCGUGGCAUACGUGGUUAGAAAAGGUGGAAGUAAAUUAUCUGAAACUGAAGUCAUCGACUUCAUAGGGAAACUGGUGGCUCCAUACAAGAGAAUCCGAAGAGUGACAUUUGUAUCAUCCAUACUCAAGAAUGCUUCGGGCAAGAUUUUGAGGAAAGAUCUUAUUAAACUUGCAACCUCCAAACUUUGAACCUCUCUGGUGCAUUAUAGCAAUCAGCAGAUCUAGGUGCAAAUAUAAAUAAAUAAAUAAAAUAAUGUAAUUUUACAGGUUCAUCGUCGAAUUCAACCUUUUGAGCUGUAAAUUAAAAGUAUACCAUACCAUCUCUUCUUAUUGGCUUUGACAUUGAGAUUAAUCAUGCUUCUGAUAAUACCUAUGUAUUCACUUUUUUGCUCA
This is a messenger RNA of Morus notabilis, 2043 nucleotides long. Its product is annotated as 4-coumarate--CoA ligase-like 5. The record is from RefSeq and is a predicted model, not a curated record. Gene Ontology annotation, cellular component: peroxisome. The coding region runs from base 175 to 1839 and encodes 554 amino acids. Gene Ontology annotation, molecular function: CoA-ligase activity. The transcript is spliced from 5 exons. Lineage: Eukaryota; Viridiplantae; Streptophyta; Magnoliopsida; Rosales; Moraceae.